AUGUAAGUUACAUCUGACUCACAACAUUGCUUUCGUUUUUUUUCACUUGCCUUUGUUCCAUACUUUUUUUAGUUAAGUAUUACCAUUUUGUUAUAUAAACUUGCUCACGUAAUAAAAAUCUGUAUUUUUUGUAUGAAUAAUUGAUAAAGUUUACGUGGCAUAAAUUAUUUGUUAAAUACCAGGUAUGCAGAGUGCAGAAUAUUACAGAUCGCUAAGUAGAUAUUAAAUAAUUGAGUAUGAGCAUAAUUAACUACGGGACUAGGCAGGAUGACCAGUAAUAAGGACAAAAAACUAAUUUCAACAUUAAAAAAUCAGCUCUUGAUUCUACGACGGGAUUAUUCACGUUGUAAGAAAAAAUUAGAAAGUGUAUUAAUAGAAAAUGCAGAACUGAAGAAACGUCUGGGGGACUUUGGUCACACACAAGGCCAGUGUAAUGGUAGUCGUGGUGGACCGCCUGGACGACAGCAGCAGCAGCAGGAUGAAGAAAACGAACUAUCAUCAUUCGAAGAGCAGGCAAAUGAGACGAUGGAUAUUGAUGAGCACGAAGACCUUGCUGACCCGUCCCUUUAUCCCGUGCGAACCGAUCAUGAAUAUGCUAAAGUACAGGUCGCUCGAAGAGCAGAAAGGACCACUGCUGAGGCACUCACAAGCGAUGAUGCGACGACCCCGAGGACAGCCUUAGAACGCGUCGUUGUAGACUUUCUGGACAACAUUGCGAAACUGUCAACCAAAAAAUGUGCAUUUGUUGACCAUGAGGAUUUGUCAUUGUAUGAUAAGGAUGGAUUAGAACCUUUUAGUGUAGUUUUAAGAAAGAAAUUAGACUCGUACUUGAUGGAUGCUGCACAGGAAGAAAUAAAUUUAACAAUCAACUCGAACAUUGUGGUUCCCAGCAGCAAAUCUCGUAAAGGUCCAAUCAAGUAUUUUAGCAAACCCCCAUCGCCUGGAGCCUCAAACUGCGCACGCAUUAGAAAAAAAUGGCCAAAUUCAGUGCCAUAUGUAGAGACCAACAGUUCCGGUACUGUAAAUGCUAUUCAUCAUGAUUUCGACGACGAAAACUUGGUUCAGCACAUAUGCAAAGUGUGUGGAGUAUCUGUCGAUACUAAGGCUAUCUUGAAACGACAUAUGAUCACCCACACUACAGGGUCAGAACCAUGUCCUGUGUGCGGUCAAUUAUUCAAGCGCAAAGAUGACAUGAACAAACACUUUCAACGGAUUCAUGAGAGAAAUUAUCGAUUUCAAUGUUCUAUGUGUCCUAAAAAAUUUAUUGAUGCAUCAGGUUUCAGAAGACACGAGAGGAUCCAUCUUGGCAUACGCCCUCAUUUAUGUAGCGUUUGUGGUCGGUCAUUCCCUGAAUCAGUCAAUCUUCGUCUCCACAUGGAGAUCCAGCACAACCCCAAUAGAAAAGGAAGGUUACGCAGAGUCAAGCUUGUAGUGCAAUGAUUAUUCGCACUGUUUAUUUUCAUACCAUUUUACAUAGAUGUUCGGUAUUGAUUACUAAAAUCGACUUCCAAUAUUAAUACAUAUAGUAUAUAGUAAUAUAUAGUAAUAUAUAGUAAUAUAUAUAAUAUAUAUAUUAAUUUUUUCCCAAUUUUA
This is a messenger RNA of Folsomia candida, 1593 nucleotides long. Its product is annotated as zinc finger protein 287. Gene Ontology annotation, molecular function: DNA-binding transcription factor activity; RNA polymerase II cis-regulatory region sequence-specific DNA binding. Lineage: Eukaryota; Metazoa; Arthropoda; Collembola; Entomobryomorpha; Isotomidae. The record is from RefSeq and is a predicted model, not a curated record. Gene Ontology annotation, biological process: regulation of transcription by RNA polymerase II. The transcript has 5 exons. Bases 268 to 1440 code for a protein of 390 amino acids.